CUCAGGGACAUCUUCAUCGUCCUCUCCUCUUCCUCCCAUCAUGCAUCACUCGUCUUUCUUCAACUCCUCACCACCUCCUCUCUCCUCAUCCUCAUUAGCCAGAAACCGUCUCCAGGUAUCCUCCCCUCACCUCCACCCUCAGGUAACCUCACCUCACCCCUCUCACCCUCAGGUAACCUCACCUCACCUCCCUCACCCUCAGGUAACCUCACCUCACCUCUCUCACCCUCAGGUAACCUCACCUCACCUCCCUCACCUCUCUCACCCUCAGGUUACCUCCCUUCACCUCCCUCACCCUCAGGUAACCUCACCUCACCUCCCUCACCUCUCUCACCCUCAGGUUACCUCACCUCACCUCUCUCACCCUCAGGUUACCUCACCUCACCUCCCUCACCCUCAGGUAACCUCACCUCACCUCUCUCACCCUCAGGUAACCUCACCUCACCUCCCUCACCCUCAGGUAACCUCACCUCACCUCUCUCACCCUCAGGUAUCCUCACCUCACCUCCCUCACCCUCAGGUUACCUCCCCUCACCUCCCUCACCCUCAGGUAACCUCACCUCACCUCCCUCACCCUCAGGUAACCUCACCUCACCUCCCUCACAUCUCUCACCCUCAGGUUACCUUACCUCACCUCUCUCACCCUCAGGUAACCUCACCUCACCCCCCUCACCCUCAGGUAACCUCACCUCAACUCUCUCACCCUCAGGUAUCCUCACCUCACCUCUCUCACCCUCAGGUAACCUCACCUCACCUCCCUCACCCUCAGGUAACCUCACCUCACCUCCCUCACAUCUCUCACCCUCAGGUUACCUUACCUCACCUCUCUCACCCUCAGGUAACCUCACCUCAACUCUCUCACCCUCAGGUAUCCUCACCUCACCUCUCUCACCCUCAGGUAACGUCACCUCACCUCCCUCACCCUCAGGUAACCUCACCUCACCUCCCUCACAUCUCUCACCCUCAGGUUACCUCACCUCACCUCUCUCACCCUCAGGUAACCUCACCUCACCUCCCUCACCCUCAGGUAACCUCACCUCACCUCCCUCACCCUCAGGUAACCUCACCUCACCUCCCUCACCCUCAGGUUACCUCACCUCACCUCUCUCACCCUCAGGUUACCUCACCUCACCUCCCUCACCCUCAGCCCACGUUGAUCACCAGAACCAGUUCAGUACUGGUGCGAGUCACUACAGACCGCCUUACAACAGUCACAUAGACCUGGCCGGUGGCAUGUACGGACAGGGGGACACACCUGGUCCAGGUCAUGACACCUGGAGGCCGACUCUGCCCCAGGGAGGAUGGAGCACCAUCGACUUCACCUCGUCAUCAGCUGAAGAUUUCUCCAGCACGCAUUUCUUCCACCACAGUUGCCAUGACAACAGUAGCGCACAGCCCUUCUGUAGCCCCACCACCCCUGGUCUGAGUCCUCAUUACCCACAAACCCCGACCCUGUCCAGCCCCGAUGCACAGGGUCAUCCCGGUAAAGAGAAGCAGACACUCAGACAGGUGGGUGAAGAGCAAACCCUUCACUGGUGUCUGGAUGAGUACGACAGCUACCGUCUGACCUCCGACCCCAGUCAGCCCCGCCCCCUUCAGACCAGCCGACACCUCCUGCACAGCCACAGGGAUCUGAUCCAGGACCAGAAGGGUGUCCUCCACAACCACAGGGAUCUGAUCCAGGACCAGACAGGUGUCCUCCACAACCACAGGGAUCUGAUCCAGGACCAGACAGGUGUUCUCCACAGCCACAGGGACCUGAUCCAGGAGCAGAUGGGCCUCCUCCACACUGCUGCAAACUCAGCCAGCUGUUUCUGUCCACAGGGACGAGGCCAGGACGUGAGCAGCACCGCCCCACCCACAGGCCUCCCUGUAAAACGUCUGAAACCCGAGGACGACUCUGCGCUUCUAAAGUCCAGGUAA
This is a messenger RNA of Epinephelus fuscoguttatus (brown-marbled grouper), 1923 nucleotides long. Its product is annotated as nascent polypeptide-associated complex subunit alpha, muscle-specific form-like. The record is from RefSeq and is a predicted model, not a curated record. Lineage: Eukaryota; Metazoa; Chordata; Actinopteri; Perciformes; Serranidae. The annotation marks the transcript as partial. The transcript has 9 exons.